AUAUUUUUUGUUUCCUGAUUUGCAUGAUACCGGCGGCGACCGAGGAUGAGUAGUGUACGUGUGUAAACGAAAACUUCCCAGGGUCUAGCUCGCCUGACUCGCCGCUCUCGGUGCACGCCGUCAGUAGUAACAGCAGCAGCAUUGUCUCAGUAACCGUUCGUUCGUCAGCGUUGAUAGGAUGAUGUGGUUGAAGUUAGGCGCGCUGUGCCUUUUGCUAUCUAGUAGCCCGUUCUGUGAUGGCUUUAGCACGCUGUUCCCCACCGAUCUGGGAUUGGCGGAGGAGGAUGAACCGUUUAUGCCACGAGAACGCGAAGAGCUUGAUGACUGUCACAUACGGUAUAAUCGAUACAUGAGAACGGAAGCGGAGUCCUUGGAUCCCUUCGAACCGUAUCCUGAACCGCGUGAAAAUGGUCACGUAGCUGCGGUUGGAUUGACCCGGAAACCCGGAAACACGAUCGAUUGGCUCUGUAUGGGUACGUUGAUAUGGGAGAACGUAGUACUUACGACGGCUCGCUGCACCAUACAGGAAGGUAACACCGAACCCGAUGUAGUGCGGCUGGGAGGUGGACAGUACUUUCCCGAUUCGACCAUUACUCCAGCUGAUAGUGAGCAUGUGAUCGAGCGUAAGGUCAGUGCCAUCGUAAGGCAUCCUCAGUUCGAUCCCAUCACCGGUCAGAACGAUAUUGCGGUGAUGAAGCUCGAUACGAUUGUCCGUGCCAGUCCCGCGGUUGUUCCGGCUUGUGUGUGGUUGUACCACGAGAUACCCUUCAGCAGGAUGGAAUCCGUAGGACGAUCGGUACCGCAGGCAGGUCCGAAAAGCGAGAUCAUAAACGAAGUGUACUUGCAAAGAAACAAGAACAAGUGUGUAACGCUCGGGCCGGGCAUCUGCAUGGAACGUAACAGGACCAACGUCGUGAAUGGGUGCUCCACUGCCGCCCGCGGGGACAUCUUACAGAGGCGACUUGUUCACAACUUUGCAACUUCCCCCUAUCUGAUCGGUCUUCUAGCAGAUCACUCAUCCGACGGCUCGUGCCCGACACUACGAUCGUACGCUCCGGUGCAUCAGUAUCGGGAUUGGCUUAUCGAAGCAAUGCAACAGCUCGAAACGACCGCAACUCGUUCCUCAUUCCAUCCGGUAGCCUGUGCGCUGCGUUACGUACACGUACGACCACGCGUUGAUAAUUUGCUGUACGAACGUAUAGGGGACAUUCCACGCUUUCCGGUCGGGUUAGAGGCAGACGAGGAGCGUUACUUGAACUACAUCGUGCAGCUGGUGUGGCCACCGGGGUCACCGAAUGCACGAAACAAUUGCGUCGCGACGUUUGUCGAGCAAACCGUGCUACUAACGUUGGCCGAAUGUGUCCUCCCGGUAAACCCGACGGCAGUACGGACGAAACAUCGAUAUCGAAGUGUGUCUUUCGAAAUUGCGGACAUAGUGGUUCAUCCCGAGUAUUCCGUGGACUCAACACGCAACAAUAUCGCGGUCAUUAAGCUAAAGACCCGUGCCGAGGUAGUACCGUCGUGCCCUUGGCUGUACCCCAUCCUACCGGACCGUGUCGACUAUACGGGGAUAGGGAGAGGCAAUUUGAACAAUUUUUUGGCAGAUACACCGGACGAUAGCAGUGAAUCACUGCCAACGUUCGUGCAACCGGCCGUCACCACACAACCGUGGCCAGUUUGUGGUCACUUUUUGGCCAAUCUAGCCGCUCGCAAUCAAACCGUACCCCAGUUCACCGAGGACGAACACCUGUGCUUCGGCGACGAACAGUGGCAAGUGCCCGAUGGUUGCGCGCUGCUGAAAGGUGCUCCGGUACAGCGGUACGUUGUCCGUACCGGGGGUUUUAUCAAACAACUGUUCGGUUUGAGUCUGGCGGGGCAGUUCUGUGGUCUUGGAUUACCGUCAGUCGCGGUUGCGGUGGCACCGCACGCGUCCUGGCUCCGUUCGGUGGUUCUCAAACCGCUCGUCCAAGCCGGCCGGUCCACGUCCAAGGGAUCCUCGUCGGCUCUCAUCUUCAUCAAUCCGGAUCUCAAGCGAAGCGACGAGUGUACCGAUGGACGCGGAUCACUCGGUAUAUGCGUUCCGCAUGAAGAGUGUCUUAGUACCCGGGAGCAGCUAAACAGCGGUGGACACGUCACACUCUGCACCAACGGUUCCAUCAUCUGCUGCGCCUGGGGUGAUAUCGCGAGAGGCAACCGGCCAGCGCAACCGACCGUCAGUCCGGUGCAGGCGGAACUGGAUGGUUGUGAGGAUCGAUACCGGGCAGUGCGCGAGGAGCGGUUCGUAGGGUUUCAGGAGAACGAAGAUGACUAUGGCAAUCUGCCCAGUGUGGCCGAGAUUGGUUGGGCGAUGUCCGGUGGUAAGAUAUCGUUCCCUUGCACCGGCCUCUUGAUCACACUGCGAACCAUCGUCACGACUGCUCGCUGUGUCGAGAGUAACGGUCGUAAGCCGACGGUGGCACGCAUCGGAUCGAUAGGAUCGGGUCCACAGACGAGCUAUCUGCUGCCACCGAUCCGCAGGGUGACGGUACACGAAGAUUACGAUGAGACGAGCGGAUUGCACAACAUAGCGCUGAUCACCCUGUCCGAGCCGAUCGUCGCGACCCCGUUCGUCUAUCCCGGAUGCUUAUGGAAGAACCAGACGCACCUCCCAGCACGAACGGAACUACUAUCGCUGAAUGAUUAUGAACCACGGAUCAUCACGCACUUUGUGCACCCGAUGUACUACAGCGAGUGCCGCGAGCGUCUAGCAGAUAGCACCACGGGACUGCUGCUGAACGGGCAGAUGUGUAUGUUGCGCGAAUCGCCGGAAUCAAAGUUCAUACACACCACGCCGUGCUUCGCGACCGGGAGCAUUAUCAGGUGGGAAAAUACUACGGCAGAUCCGGAAAUCAUAGACGCCCAGUACCUGGUCGGUCUCUACAGUCAUGGCGAUUGCAGAGAAAACGACGACGUCAUGUUAGUGAUACGAGUAUCGGACUACUACGAUUGGAUCGUUGGCAACAUAAAGUGAAAUGAAGCGUCACCGCGGCGCAUACUUUGUUAAUGUUUGUAGCAAUCCAUUGCUGGGUAAUGUUCACGGAGUAAGGUGGUAUUCGCUUUCACGAGAAAUACAAAAUAUGAACGCGAGCUAUCGCCGUGGAUGCAA
Anopheles darlingi is the source of this 3145-nucleotide messenger RNA. RefSeq lists its product as uncharacterized. The record is from RefSeq and is a predicted model, not a curated record. Gene Ontology annotation, molecular function: serine-type endopeptidase activity. Bases 179 to 3010 code for a protein of 943 amino acids. The transcript is spliced from 10 exons. Gene Ontology annotation, biological process: proteolysis. Lineage: Eukaryota; Metazoa; Arthropoda; Insecta; Diptera; Culicidae.